Messenger RNA from Triplophysa dalaica, 1596 nucleotides. RefSeq names its product Wnt-activated inhibitory factor 2 (gene tpbgl). Gene Ontology annotation, biological process: negative regulation of canonical Wnt signaling pathway. The record is from RefSeq and is a predicted model, not a curated record. The transcript has a single exon. Gene Ontology annotation, molecular function: protein binding. Bases 177 to 1208 code for a protein of 343 amino acids. Lineage: Eukaryota; Metazoa; Chordata; Actinopteri; Cypriniformes; Nemacheilidae. Gene Ontology annotation, cellular component: plasma membrane.
UCAAAAAUGCAUCCCAACAGAACAUGGACCGGCUUUCCUCGAUGGCUGAAACUGAUUCACGAAGCGAAGUGACUCCGAACUGUCAAGAGAAUCUGACUGCAUUGCGUUCACGUCCGGUUUAACCAAUUAAACUUGCUCCUUCCGAAACGACAGAUUAUUCUUACGUUUUGUAUAAAAUGGAAAGCAACAGAACGGGACGAGUCGGCUUUUUAGUCCACAUUUUAAAGAGGUUUCAUCUGACAGUGGUGUUUUUAUGUUUGUGUGUUUUAUCAGCUCAUUCUUAUGAAUGUCCGGAUGGUUGUGUGUGUGAAGACAGUUCUGUGAUCUGCGUGGGCACUGGGGAGAUCAAACUGCCCUACGAGGUGUCCAGUAGGACGCAAAAUUUAACUUUACAAGGAUACACUCUCGCAAACUUAACCGAGAGAGCUUUUUCACCAAAUGGGACAAAUAUGGAGCUGCGCGCGCUCUCGUUGCGGCGCAACGACAUACAUGUAAUCGAAAGUUGCGCUUUCUGUGGACUCCUCGGACUUCAGACCCUAGACCUGAGCCUCAACUAUUUAUCAACCUUGUCUCCCGAGGCUUUUCUCGACUUGGGAGAUCUGCGUAAUCUUGUCAUUAACAAUACGCUAAUGGCAUCGGGCGCCGCGCAGCUACCGAGCGCGCUUUCCACGCACAGUUUGCGCAAACUUCAUAGACUGGAACUGGCGGGGAACGGUUUGAAAACAGUGCCUCUGCAUGGAUUUCACAACCUUAAUUUAACUACAUUAAUACUGACGAAUAAUACUCUCGAGACUCUGGAUAAAAUCAAUAUAUCAAACUUUGUAAAGAUCAAGGAAAUACGCGUUUAUUUAUCGAUGAAUCCUUUCAGGUGCGUGUGUGAACACAAGGAGUUUUAUAGAUGGGUAAAGAACAGCUCGCAGUGCGCGGACGCGGACGAUUUAUUCUGCCAGCACCCCGAUGGAAAGAAUGGGUCUCGGGUGGGGAAUAUGGAUUGCAAGAGCACCGACCCGAAUGCCGUUUCCUACGUGUUUCUCGGUAUUGUGUUGGCCCUCAUCGGAGUUGUGUUCCUCAUGGUGUUGUACUUGAACAGACGAGGCAUCAAGAAGUGGCUCAAUAACAUCAGAGAGGCGUGCCGGGAUCAGAUGGAGGUGUAUCAUUACAGAUAUGAACAGGACUCCGACCCAAGGCUAGCAAACGUUGCCGUUUAAGCGGAACUUGGUGACUUGAUAAUCUCCUUGAACUAUUGGAGAGUUGGAUCUCAUUACCUGGCAGUUUUAGCCAACGCUGGCUCUUUUUUCAAUUAAAUUACGGAAUGAAUAGUUGUAAAUAUGAGUGUAAAAAUACAAUGCAUAAACAACUGUCCCUAAUAAUAGCAAAAAAUGGUUCUUCAAUGCCAUAGCUGUAAAGAACCUUUAUUUUUGAGUGUAAUUCUCAAAAGUGGGCAUUAAUGUGUUCAUUUAAAUACACAGGUUGAUGUUCAGCUCAAGCCGUAGAUGUAGAAGUGAAUACAGGGUGGGUGAAUAUGCAUGUAUAUGACAACAAUUUUUCUAUACGUCCAUAUAAAUGAUAUGCAGUGCCAAGUCCAGUUAAAUCUUG